CGCUUCCCCCCCGCUCCCACCCCCGAGCCCCUUCAGCUCUGGCCCGGACAAGAACCGGACCGCUCCAACACGAGAAACAAGUACAACCCUGUGGCUGUAGCGGAGAUUUCAACAAAAGUCAAAGUUCCCAAGUUGCAGCGGGGGAAAGAGUGGCUGCAGGCAGCGGUGCAGUCGUUGCUCCCAGCCCGCAGGUUUUGGCCCCGUGGCGGGGCAGAGCGGCAGCAGCAGGCCGGCGGGGACGCGGAGCCCGGAGGAUGUGGAUCUGGUACCUCCUGCUCGGCUCGGGGUCAGGCUCGAGAACUGUUGAGAGCCAGCUGCUUCCUGGGAAUAACUUCACCACCGAGUGUAACAUCCCUGGAAACUUCAUGUGUGGAGAUGGGAAGUGUGUCCCGGGCGGCUGGCAGUGUGACGGCUUACCGGACUGCUUUGACAAGAGCGACGAGAAAGGCUGCCCUAAGGUGAAGUCAAAGUGUGCUCCCACCUUCUUCGCGUGCGCCAAUGGCGUCCACUGCAUCAUCGGGAGAUUCCGCUGCAACGGCUUCAGCGACUGUCCCGACGGCAGCGACGAGGAGAACUGCACAGGUAACCCCCUGGUGUGCUCGGAGGCUCGCUUCAAGUGUCGAAACGGACGCUGCGUAGACCGCAGCUUCCUGUGCAACGGCCAGGACAACUGCCAGGACAACAGCGACGAGGAGCUCUGCCUCACCACUGCAGCUUCACAACUCUUCUUCCUGUUUCCUCAGCCUCAAACUCCUGCCCAGGACUUUGUGACGCUGGACUACCGUCUGCGGCAUUACCCCAGCAUCACCUACGCCGUCAUCGGGAGCGCGUUCAUCUUUGUCCUGGUGGUGGCUUUGCUGGCUUUGGUGCUUCAUCACCAGAGGAAACGGAGCGUGUUGUUGCCCAGAGGUGUCAGAGCGAGCUCGCAUCACCACCACCACCACCAGCCCCUUCUGUUGUCCCGCCUGGUGAUCCUGGACCGGGGUCACGCCCACCCCGGAGGCCCGGGUCUGUCCCCGGGCUCCCCCGCCGCGCCGGGCCAGUACAGCUCCACUCCUCAAGCGCUGCAGUUGCUUUCUGAAAGCCUGUAUCACUCCUCACUCUCCAUGGAGUCGCCCCCAUCUUACUCAGAAGCUGUUCUGGAUGUCAGUCGGCCUCCUUGGUAUGAUCUCCCUCCUCCUCCUUACCUGCAAGAUGAGGCUGUCCCAUCAGGCGGAGAGCUUCCUCAAUACGACGGCCCCCGGGACCCUCCAAACCACCAAGCAGCUGCGCCCUCAACACCCAGAACUGUGGCUUCAGACCCGCAGCCGGGCUUCAGCCCUACAGAGGAGUCGGACCAGCUGUAGCCGCUCUCUCGUAGAGACCGUUACCAUGUAGAACUGAGAUACUGCUGCAGGACUCGAGCGUCAAGCUGCACGGCUGUGUGGAGCUACAGGACGGUUAAGGAGUUUCAACAAGGGUUGAAAGACUUAAAGCUGGCCAACAUGCACACGAGGCGGACAUCUGCAUCUCCUAGUGGACUGAGAUUGUGUGUUGGCUCCCUCUGCUGGCUGCAUGGAAGUAUUACACCGUAGUUCCCAAACCCCCUCCCUCUGAGGAACUGGUGUGUCUGAUACCUGUCAGUGAGCCUGCAGUUUUAGAGAAGGACCUGCACUCUUUAGCAUAUUCAAUAGCUUUUAGUCACUUUGGUGUAAGUCUGCAUAAUCUUCUCAUCACAUUUACAAGAUUUAUCUUGUUUAAAUUUCAAAUCACCCGGAGAUGAAAUGAAAUCACCAGUUUUGUGUCAGUGCUGCAGUGUUUGUAAUAAUUAAAUUAAACCACAGAGACAGCAGCAGCAGUGCUUUUCAUCUGUUGACAGUUGAUGAGAAAAUGAAUGAAUGAUGAGCCCAAACAAGCUGCACAUUCAGAAGUGUCUUCAAUAAGACUCUAAAUUAUAGAUAUUUGUAUGAGAUCAGUGGAGGUUGUUUCUUUUAUUCAAGGUUUUUUUCACCACAUUUGUUGGGGUCAUUGGGUUAUAUUUCACAUAAACAUGUAAGAGGGACCACUGAGACCAUAAAAUAAUGCAGAGUAGAUUUGUACCUUGACUUUCACAAAUCAUUCCUCUAAGCAGAAUAACUGCAGUGGCUCAAUCAAAAAUCUCUUUAUUGACCCCAAAGGGGCUCAUUUGUUUUACAGCUAGCAGUAAAAAACAAAAAAACUCAACAUUACACAGCACUAGACAAGACAAUCAAAAAAGACAUAUUUCUCAUCCCUCUGAAGACCUAAAAUACAAUUACAAAGGACUUGUGUUGAGGCCUUAAUCUGUGGUGGUGCCUUUGUACUGUAUGCCGUGUCUGUGGCAUAGCCAAGCCUUUUUAAAACCACAAUGAACAGCAGCCUGAGAGAGAUUCAAAAGUAGGCUUAUAAGCAACAUUAAGUAUAUUUUGUCUUUCAAAGUUCAAAUUAAUAUGUAUAGCUACACGUGUCAUUUAGAGAAAUCAUUCUUGAUAGUAGAAGAAAUGCAUAUCUGAAGGAUUGUGUGUCAGUGUGUUGAAUGUUGUACAUAGUAGACAGGGAAGCAAAUAAAUCUGUUUAAAGUAGAACACACUUUAAUUGUGUAACAGUAAAACAUAGUUAUUUGCAUCUUGAUUUUCUUCUGUAGGCAGCAGCAAUAUUUCAGGUACAAAAACUAUUAAAAAAAAAAAAAAAAAAAAA
Molecule: messenger RNA, 2694 nt
Organism: Cololabis saira (Pacific saury)
Lineage: Eukaryota; Metazoa; Chordata; Actinopteri; Beloniformes; Belonidae
Gene: ldlrad3
Product: low density lipoprotein receptor class A domain containing 3
Exons: 7
Coding region: 255-1346 (363 amino acids)
Biological process (GO): receptor-mediated endocytosis
Cellular component (GO): plasma membrane
Molecular function (GO): protein binding
Source: RefSeq, a predicted model, not a curated record